AUGCUCGAUGUCGGACAGUGUGAGUCAUUCCUCAUCAUGAAUCGCGAGAGACAGCCGCUACUUUUCAAAGAUGCUAAUUCGGAUUUGUCGCUUCUGUUUGCCACAUUAUGUGUUAUCGACAUUUUUGGCGUUUUUCCGAUUAUCGCAUUACCGCGCUCGAUUGUGCAAUGCGGAUUGUAUGGGAUUCCUUUGGUCUUCGUCGUAUUGGUUUUGCAAAUCUAUACGGCUGUUCUGCUUGGUAAAACAUGGAUUAUUGUAAGCACUCUAGAUCCGCAAAUUUUAAAAAAAAAUCGAAAUCCUCUUGCGGCCGUAACCGAAUUGACCUUGGGUCCUCGUGCGAGAACCUUGGUUACUAUAAUCCUGGAUUUUACAGUUUUUGGUUGUAGUAUACCUAAUUUAUUGGUUGCUUCGCAGAAUUUGCAAAUUUUCGGACUAAAAAUUUCGGGACAACGAUUUGAUCUAUCUUUCUGCUAUUGGCUUCUAAUUGUAGGCGUUCUUUUAUGUCCAAUUAUGUGGCUUGGAAGUCCCCGUGAUAUGAAAAUAUUGGCUACAUUUUCUUGCACAAUGGUUGUAUUGACGGCGCUAUUAAUAUGGUGGAGUAUAGUUACCGAUGACCGAGAGCUUGAUAUUAUCCCAGUAACCACAUCUCCUAGCUGGGAGAAGUUUAUUUCUGGUUAUGGAAUGUUAGCCUUUCAAUUUGAUGUACAUCCAACAUUGAUGACUGUACAAGUGGAUAUGCAUCGUCCUCAAGACAUCAAUAAGGCAGUUAUAAUUUCCUUCUUAGUCAGCAGUUCAUUAUUUAUUGUUACUACAAUUUUAACCGUUUGGAAAUAUGGAGGCAGUACAACAGCCAAUAUUCUGCAAGUAAUUCCAGGAAAUUUCACAGUGAGUGCUGCUGUUCUUUUUGCAGCUCUUCAGCUAUGUCUUUCUAGUGCUCUUGGUCAUUCAGCUCUGUUCCAAGAUGUAGAAGAACAAUGUAAUAUUAAAAGAAAUUUUGGAUGGAAAAGAUGUGCCAUAAGAUCAGCUAUUGUCUUUCUUGGAGUAGUUGUAGGAGAAUCUGUGCCUAGAUUUGAUAUUGUGAUGGCACUGAUUGGGGGAUCCUUGACUGGUCCAUUAGUCUUUGUAUUACCACCUUUGGUAUAUUCAAAAGCAAUUGCCUUGAAAGCAAAGUCCAUGCGACUUUUAACUCCUGAAGUGUACUCUGCAACUGAGAGACGUCAAAGCAGCGAAGACAUGUCAACUGACUCAAGAAUUCAUUCAAGGUCGACUUAUUAUGGUGUUCUGAGUGUACCUAACACUGAAUAUCAUCGAUAUUCAUACGUUUAUUAUGAUGGGUUGGAAGAUGACUCCGAUGAAAUUAUGGAUUAUGACAAUGAUGCUAUACCUUCUGGAGAAAUCAACGAGGAAUUUUUAAUGACAAAAGUAAUUCAUGAUGGCACACCAGUAUUCGUAAACGCCAGUCAACCUUACAGCGUUUACAGAAUAAUCGCAGCUCCUAAAGAAUUGGUUUCUAAAUUAGCGAUUUGUUACAAUCAUAGAAAAUGGUGCAAUUGGUUUGGUUAUUUAAUCAUAAUUUUUGGUAUUGUCGUUACCAUAUCUUCGACGUACAUGAAUGUAAAGAAUACUAUACGUUAUGUACAAUUCACGCCACCAUGUAUCGUGAACGUUACAAAAGUAGUACAAAAUCCUACAUAAAAUAACAUACUAACCAAUGAUAAAAAGCUGCACACAAAUUUUCUGAAUCUUUUAAUUGACGUUUUAAAGCGGGCUUCCUAUUUCAACAUUUGGCCACAGAGUGGCAGUAGUAUGCUGCUGAUAAGGGUUCACACUCUAUAAUAAGCACGUGUAAUUUUAAAUCUAAGGAAUUUAUAUUUAUAUAUUAUAUAUUCGAUAGGACACAUUUUCUUUGACAUGAUAAAAUUGUUAAUGUCUAUUAAUAAAUUUAUAUACUAUAUUUCAAUCUCUAUUUCGUAGAAUAAAAAACACAAAUGUAGAAUUAUUAUUUAACAUACACGUGCUUCCGAGCAGUAAAUGUCGUAAGAAUCAGCUGAUUUUGCAACUAUUCUUAACUGUGAAGGUUACCUUGAAAAGUCAUUCCUCUCCAUAGACUUUAUAUUUCUCUGAUUAUCUAUGCGCUGGUAUUUCCUACGGACAAUCUUGUCAACCUCAUAUCUACAAGAAUAAAUUUCUGUAUUAAGGCAUUAUUUUUAGAAUAAAUUAUUUAAUAUGUUCAUUAUUAUCAUAGCUCAACUUUAACAACAUAUCAAUAUCAUAUAAUUGACCAUUCAGUAAUACUACACAAUGUAUCUUUUAGUUUUAAGUAGAUCUUUUUAUUAUUACAAUAAUGUAUUUCAUCUUUGCACAUGUUCCCUACACACGUGUAUUAUUUCUUAAUAAAGUUUCAUGUAGAUGUUUCAUUACGUCA
This is a messenger RNA of Bombus pascuorum, 2425 nucleotides long. RefSeq lists its product as uncharacterized. Bases 1 to 1695 code for a protein of 564 amino acids. The transcript is spliced from 9 exons. Lineage: Eukaryota; Metazoa; Arthropoda; Insecta; Hymenoptera; Apidae. The record is from RefSeq and is a predicted model, not a curated record.